AUGAAUGUCAAGUUUGAAAAGGAAAACUUUAUCCUUAUAAUGUGGGUUAGUGGGAGUGUGAGAACUUUGUGGGAUUUGAAGUUUGGAAUAUGCCGCGCAAUUUCGCGUACACUUCGAAUAACAUCAAAACAAAAACUGUGGAAAUGUUUUUCGCUUCUGCUGCUUUUCCUCCGAGAUAUUUAUUGGAGAGUGAGAUUUUUCAGCGCAAGCGCCUUCAUCAUGAAACUCAUCAGAAAUUGUUUAUUUCUUCAAGCUUUGGAAAACGCUAUGCAAACUUUGUAA
Molecule: messenger RNA, 282 nt
Organism: Clunio marinus
Lineage: Eukaryota; Metazoa; Arthropoda; Insecta; Diptera; Chironomidae
Source: the annotation of a GenBank genome assembly